Salvia hispanica is the source of this 1153-nucleotide messenger RNA. The record is from RefSeq and is a predicted model, not a curated record. NCBI's taxonomy places the organism in Eukaryota, Viridiplantae, Streptophyta, Magnoliopsida, Lamiales, Lamiaceae.
CUAUUUUUGCGGUGGAUUUUUGUCUUUGAUUUGAAGAUCUCCGACUCGCAAUCCUGUUAUUGACUCCCUGCAAAAGAUGGUGAGCGAAGAGCUCGCUGAGAUCGAGGGCCAGAUUCAAGAUAUAUUUCGAGCUCUAUCGAAUGGAUUUCAAAAAUUGGAGAAAAUUAAGGACUCCACCCGGCGAAGCCGGCAGCUGGAGGAGCUUACCGAUAAGAUGCGCGAAUGUAAGAGAUUGAUCAACUUUUGGGUUUUUCAACUGUACAAAAAUGACCCUAGCACAAACAAGAUGCUUAAUGAGAAAAAGCAGUCAAUGAUCAAAGAGUUGAACUCAUAUGUCGCUCUCAAGAAACAGUAUUCAAGUAGUCUUGAAAAUAAGCGAGUGGAUCUUUUCGAGGGCCCGGGUGAAGGGUAUGCAGAAGAUAAUGUCUUGCUUGCUUCAAAUAUGACAAAUCAGCAGCUUAUGGAUCAUGGAAAUAAUAUGAUGGAUGAGACUGAUCAAGCAAUUGACAGAGCUCAAAAGGUUGUUCAUGAGACCAUUAAUGUGGGGACAGAGACAUCUGCCGCACUCAAAGCUCAGACUGAACAGAUGAGCAGAAUCGUGAAUGAACUGGACUCCAUCCAUUUUUCAAUUAAGAAGGCCUCUAAGCUAGUAAAGGAAAUUGGUAGGCAGGUUGCAACUGAUCGGUGUAUCAUGGCUCUCCUUUUCCUUAUUGUUGUUGGUGUCAUAGCAGUCAUUAUAGUGAAGAUUGUGAACCCAAAUAACAAAGAUAUUCGAGAUAUACCAGGAUUAGCUCCUCCUGUACCUGCUCGGAGACUUCUAUGGAUUUCUGAUUGAUGAAUGCAGAAUCUCGUGGUUACCAAAUAUCGACUAUCUGGAGUUUGAAUGGAUGAAAUUUGAUUGGCUAGGUAGCCGAGGGGUCGAGUUCAUCAAAGUCAGGGCUGGACAGAUAUAUCAAUUGAUAUAAGCGUGAUCUUCUUCUAUCCACCAAUCACAUAUUUUUUAGGAGGCAGCUUCCAUAAUUUCCAACAACAUAUUUAUACCUUGUAUCUUCUCAAAGAGUUGAUUCUUUUACAUUUGGAUGAGAAAUCUUCGGUGUAUAUGCGGCUGGCAUUCCUUAAUCUUUAUAUAUGCAUUUGUUCAUGUGUUUUGUUA